UCCGGGAGCCGCGAGAGGGCCCCGCUGGGCCCCGGGCUGGCUUUGGAGGCUUUUUUUUUAAAUUUAUUUCUCAGGAUUGUUGUAUUCUGGGAAGAGGUUUUCAGCGUAACGCCGUGGGAGGUGGCCGGCACCACCCCGUGAAGGGUUUCGCAGCGUUUUAUAAAUGUUUGUUCGUGCUCACGCGAGCUGAUAGCUGCUGUGGCGGCAGAACGCUGCUGCUGAACAGGCUGGGCCUCAGCACAUGCCCACACCAGGAGUACAAUGAAUGACUGGGCCCCCAUAGCAAAGGAGUAUGACCCCCUCAAAGCAGGGAGCAUCGAUGGCACGGAUGAAGAGCCCCAUGACCGUGCCAUAUGGAGGGCUAUGCUGGCACGUUACGUACCCAACAAAGGAGUUACGGGAGAUCCUCACCUCACCCUGUUUGUAGCAAGGCUCAAUCUUCAGACAACAGAGGAGAAAUUAAAGGAGGUCUUUUCCCGGUACGGAGACAUCAGAAAGAUCCGUCUGGUUCGAGACUUGGUCACAGGAUUUUCCAAGGGUUAUGCGUUUAUUGAGUACAAAGAAGAACGUGCUCUGUUGAAGGCCCACAGAGAUGCCAACAGGCUGGUUAUCGAUCAACACGAGAUCUUUGUGGACUUUGAACUGGAAAGAACUCUUAAGGGAUGGAUUCCUCGGAGGCUUGGAGGUGGGUUUGGAGGCAAAAAAGAAUCCGGGCAGCUACGAUUCGGAGGACGGGACAGACCUUUCCGAAAGCCCAUCAAUUUGCCAAACGUGAAAAAUGACUUCUAUGGAGAAGGCUCAGCAGAGAAAAGAAACUGGUCUCGAGAGGGAACAAGGGACUGGAGAACAAGGGACCGAGACCAUGAAAGGAGCAGAGAAAAGAGAUGGCCAGAAAGGGAGCGGUCAUGGGCUUGGGGUGAAAGUGAGAGAGAGAGGGACUCCAAAGAGGAGAGGAGCAGGGGAAGAGACAGGAAGGACAGAGACAGGAAAGACAGAGAGAGAGACCGGAGCAGAGAGAGAGAUACCAAGAAGCAAAGAGAUGAUGAUAAGCAUCGAUAGCUGACAGCACCUCGUCUUAUGGGAACGAUGGGAAGUUUGGGUAUGGUGACUACUUUUAUCCUCCCCUUCAAUAGUGUGAGCCAAGUCCUACUGCCCUUAGUGCUGCCCGGGACCUGCCUCUGCUGUCCUGGUAAAUGAACUGGCGUGGAGGAGGUGAUGCAGCAGGUUCCUGUCUCCGCAGUCUCUUGAUAAAGCUGCUGCACCUUCUGGAGGACAUGGACAUGAUUCAGUUGCAGAUGUCACCAUCAGCUUGGGGCUGUGCGCUGCGUUCCCUGAACCAGCAGUGGUCAUGUUACUGUCUUGUGCCUAUGACUUCCACCUGCUAGCAGCUCUCUGUAGUUUGGUUCCUAGUGCAGUUACGAUACCUUUUGUUGAAUUGUUCUUCAGAGAAAUUAAACUUUUCUAUUAAUAUUU
Cygnus atratus (black swan) is the source of this 1473-nucleotide messenger RNA. RefSeq names its product small nuclear ribonucleoprotein U11/U12 subunit 35 (gene SNRNP35). Lineage: Eukaryota; Metazoa; Chordata; Aves; Anseriformes; Anatidae. Gene Ontology annotation, cellular component: precatalytic spliceosome; U12-type spliceosomal complex. The record is from RefSeq and is a predicted model, not a curated record. Bases 262 to 1059 code for a protein of 265 amino acids. Gene Ontology annotation, biological process: mRNA splicing, via spliceosome. The transcript has 2 exons. Gene Ontology annotation, molecular function: mRNA binding; snRNA binding.